ACACAUGACAUUACCCACAAAUAUGUCGAGACUCGCAGACCCCGGUUUUUAGCUUUGCUUCUUCCCCAUAACCUCCACCUCACAAUUUUAUCAUUUUGCCCAAUUCCCCGAUAAAAGAUAGAGGUAAGCCUUUUUCCCUUUUUCUUUUUUUAGUUUUCCUGGGUUUCUUUUUAUGUUUCUCCUAAUUCAGAUGAACCGAUUCGCUGUGCUAUGGUAAUAGUUGUAGGAACAAUGCCUUCUUCUUCUUUAGCUUCCCUUGUUAAUUUGGGAACCCUUAAUGCCACUUUCAUUAAUUAUUUCUCUGAACCUAUUUCGUCCUCUUACUAUUCUUGUGUUAGAAGAGUUUCAUUGUCUAAAAGAAGUUUUAGUAGGAAAUGUAAAUGUAAAUACUCUGUGGCACCCACCGAUUUUGUUGCUGAGGCAAACAAUUCCUCUUCUUAUAAAGAUAGUGAUGAAAUUGUUCUUAAACCUGCCCCCAAGCCGGUUUUGAAGUCCGAAGGGGUGAAAAACGAUAAGGGUUUGUCUUGGAAUGCUGAAUUGAGUGAGGGUGAGGAUGAGGAUAAAGAAGAAAAUGAGAGGAAUAAAGUGAUUGAGUCUUUAGGUGAAGUAUUGGAGAAAGCUGAAAAGCUGGAAACCUCUAAUGUAAAUGUUAAUGUGAAUGUGAAUAAACCCAAAGCCAGUGGUGAUGGUAGUGGUUCGGGUGGUGGCAAAAAGGCUAAGACUUUGAAAAGUGUGUGGAGGAAAGGGGAUACUGUUGGGAUCGUGCAAAAGGUUGUUAAGGAGUCUCCUAAGGUUAAUGAUAAAAAAGGAGAGGGGAAGGUGGAGUCUCAAGGUGAAAGUGCUGCUGCACCUUUGAGACCUCCCCAACCACCAGUAAGACCUCAACCUAAGUUACAAGCUAAGCCAGCUGUAGCACCUCCACCUGUGGUGAAGAAGCCGGUUAUCUUGAAAGAUGUUGGGGCAGGUCAAAAGUUAGAGUCUGAUACAGAUGGGAAGAGUAAAGAAAGAAAGCCUAUUCUGAUUGAUAAAUUUGCGUCAAAGAAGUCUGUGGUUGACCCUGUCAUUGCUCAAGCUGUAUUAGCUCCUACAAAGCCAGGGAAGGGCCCUGCCCCUGGAAAGUUCAAGGAUGAUUAUCGGAAGAAAAAUGUUUCUGCUGGAGGUCCUAGGAGGCGCAUUAUUAGUGACGAUCUUGAAAUUCCUGAUGAGGAGACAUCAGAGUUGAACGUGUCAAUACCUGGUGCUGCCAACUCAAGGAAAGGGCGGAAAUGGAGUAAAGCUAGAAGGAAGGCAGCCAGAAUCCAGGCUGCCAAAGAGGCAGCACCUGUUAAAGUGGAAAUUUUGGAAGUUGGAGAAAAAGGCAUGUCAGUAGAGGAGUUAGCAUACAAUUUGGCUAUUGGUGAGGGGGAAAUUCUUGGAUAUCUGUACUCCAAGGGGAUUAAACCAGAUGGAGUGCAAACUUUGGACAAAGACAUGGUAAAAAUGGUGUGUAAGGAGUAUGAGGUUGAAGUCAUAGAUGCUGACCCUGUUAAGGUAGAACAAAUGGCAAAAAAGAAGGAAAUUUUUGAUGAAGAUGACCUAGACAAGCUACAAGACAGACCUCCUGUUCUCACUAUAAUGGGUCAUGUUGACCAUGGGAAGACAACUCUUCUGGAUGUUAUCCGAAAAAGCAAGGUGGCUGCCUCAGAAGCAGGUGGUAUAACACAAGGAAUUGGAGCAUAUAAAGUUUUAGUACCGAUAGAUGGCAAGCCACAACCAUGUGUUUUUCUUGAUACUCCUGGACAUGAGGCUUUUGGGGCAAUGAGAGCUCGUGGAGCACGGGUUACUGACAUUGUGAUCAUUGUGGUGGCUGCUAAUGAUGGGAUUCGUCCUCAAACAAAUGAGGCUAUAGCUCAUGCCAAAGCAGCUGGAGUACCAAUUGUCAUUGCUAUAAAUAAGAUAGAUAAAGAUGGAGCUAACCCGGAAAGAGUUAUGCAAGAGCUUUCUUCUGUUGGACUAAUGCCAGAAGUCUGGGGUGGUGACAUCCCUGUGGUUCAGAUCAGUGCUCUUAAAGGGCAGAAUAUAGAUGACCUGUUGGAGACUGUAAUGCUAGUUGCCGAGUUACAAGAGUUAAAGGCUAAUCCAGAUCGAAAUGCAAAAGGCACAAUAAUUGAGGCGGGUCUUCAUAAAUCUAAGGGGUCUGUAGCUACUUUUAUUGUGCAGAAUGGAACCCUUAAAAGAGGGGAUGUAGUUGUUUGUGGAGAAGCCUUUGGAAAGGUGCGUGCUUUAUUUGAUGAUGGCGGAAAUCGUGUCGAUGAGGCUGGACCCUCAAUACCUGUACAGGUCAUUGGUUUGAAUAAUGUUCCACUUGCCGGUGAUGAAUUUGAGGUUGUUGAUUCCCUUGAUGUUGCACGUGAAAAGGCAGAGGCAUGUGCUGAGUUGUUGCGAAAUGAACGUAUGUCAGCCAAGGCUGGGGAUGGCAAGGUCACACUUUCUUCUUUAGCUUCUGCGGUGUCAGCUGGAAAGCUUUCUGGGUUAGACUUGCACCAGCUAAAUAUUAUCUUGAAGGUUGAUUUACAGGGAUCCAUAGAGGCUGUCAGACAAGCAUUGCAGGUGCUCCCACAAGACAAUGUCACUUUGAAGUUUCUUUUGGAAGCAACAGGAGAUGUAAGCACCAGCGAUGUCGAUCUUGCGGUUGCUAGCAAAGCUAUUAUUUUGGGAUUUAAUGUAAAGACACCAGGUCCGGUUAAAAGCUAUGCAGAAAAUAAAGGUGUUGAGAUUCGGCUUUAUAGAGUUAUCUAUGAACUUAUUGAUGAUGUGAGGAAUGCAAUGGAAGGACUCCUGGAGCCUGUUGAGGAACAAGUACCAAUUGGCUCUGCAGAGGUUCGGGCUGUUUUCAGCAGUGGUAGUGGUCGUGUUGCUGGAUGUAUGGUAACAGAGGGAAAGAUAGUGGAUGGUUGUGGCAUCCGUGUCAUUCGAAAUGGUCGCACAGUCCAUGUCGGUGUUCUGGAUUCAUUGCGAAGGGUUAAGGAAAUUGUUAAAGAGGUAAAUGCUGGUUUGGAGUGUGGUAUGGGAGUGGAAGAUUAUGAUCAAUGGCAGGAAGGAGAUAUUCUUGAGGCCUUCACCACGGUUCAAAAGAAGCGAACACUUGAAGAGGCAUCUGCUUCAAUGGCAGCCGCACUGGAAGGAGUAGGAGUCGAGUUGUAGAAUGACACAGGCUUCAAAAAUCAGAUCAUUUGGUUUUCUUGAUGGAAUCAAAAUUUUCAUGAAAGAGGCAAACCACCAUGUAGUGUGUCUACUGCUGCUUUGGCCAUUGCUCAAUGUGCAUUGAUAUAAGAGAUUUUGCCUCAUGCAACUUAUUUUGGAAUGCAGCAUGUUGAGGUUUGUGGACAUGCAGAUUUUUGCCUUGUUUUAUUUUUAUUUAAUGUAUGCUGUAUAUAUUAACAUCUCAUUCCAGCUUUGCAUUUGGAAAGACUGGAUAGUUAGUUACAUAUUCCACAGGAUUCAUUGUAGAAAAUACCUUGGAACAUUUAACCCAAAAUGGGGAAAAAGGAAUAUAGUUGGAUAAGUGUGGGAUAAUGUCUUGAAA
Messenger RNA from Gossypium raimondii (Peruvian cotton), 3565 nucleotides. Its product is annotated as translation initiation factor IF-2, chloroplastic. NCBI's taxonomy places the organism in Eukaryota, Viridiplantae, Streptophyta, Magnoliopsida, Malvales, Malvaceae. The record is from RefSeq and is a predicted model, not a curated record. Gene Ontology annotation, molecular function: GTPase activity; GTP binding; translation initiation factor activity. Gene Ontology annotation, biological process: translational initiation. The coding region runs from base 211 to 3183 and encodes 990 amino acids. The transcript is spliced from 12 exons.